This is a messenger RNA of Theobroma umbraticum, 841 nucleotides long. RefSeq names its product HNH endonuclease. Lineage: Eukaryota; Viridiplantae; Streptophyta; Magnoliopsida; Malvales; Malvaceae. Gene Ontology annotation, molecular function: zinc ion binding; endonuclease activity; nucleic acid binding. The record is from RefSeq and is a predicted model, not a curated record.
AAUACCCGAAAUUAACUGGGAAGAAGACCAACCAAAUCCACAACCAGAAAAUCAGAAAAAUGAUAAUACAAGGCAAAGACUCCAAGGGCAACAGACGAACUAGCUCCCGCCCUUCUUCUCCACCUCGUUCACGCUCAUCAAGACUUACUCCACCAUCAGCCUCUUUGCUCGACGGUGAACCGGUGACUGAUCGAGAACGAAGCUCCACAAUUACUAGUCUCUUUGAAGAUCUCCAAAUUUCACAAGAUGUAAACUCUAACCCCAGGAGCUUUCCUUACAGCGUCAAACAACAAUGUUGGGAAAAGGCAGAGAAGGUCAAGGGACGAGACCCAGAUCGCUGGAGGCGAGACGCUGUUGGUAACAUUGUUUUCAGGAAGCUCGUUGGUUGCCCUGGUUGCUUGUGCCAUGACUAUGACCAUAUCAUCCCUUACUCCAAGGGAGGAAAAAGCACACUGGAAAACUGUCAGGUCUUACAGGCAACCGUUAAUCGAUCAAAGGGAAAUCGGACUGAGUUGUCUAGAGCUGAUCUUAUCCAGAGAAGUUCUUAUUGCCGGGUUGCAGGUCGUGACAUGGAUCUUAUUGAACUUUCAGCCUAUGGCAAUGUGCGUCAUACAGAGGACUCAGCGGGGUGUAGGAUUCAAUAAUCAAUGUCUGCUGUAGGCACUAGUCAUAGUGUUGAUUUAAGGAUAGAUAGUUAUAUUAUUGAAUUGAUGCCCAAGGUCGAAGUAGUUAUAUUGUUGAAUUGAUGCCUAAGGUCGAAGAUGAAAUCCUAAGAGAACUUUUUCUUAAUAUUAUGUAAUUAUCAGAAUUUGAAGAAAAGGUAUAAUUUCCUCGUACUGAA